AAAACAAGUAGAGCCGCACAACAAUUUGUUUUAAAAAAUUCAAAAUAAAAACUGUAAGCCAUCAUAAGCAAUUGUCAGUGUGUUUGCCUUUUUCUAAUAAUGUAAGGUAAUAUCGAAAAGCAAAGAGUUUCAGUUUUCAAGGAUAUAAGAACAUUCCAUACAGAGAAUAACAAGAUAGAUCCUUAAUGAAACCCCAAAUCCAAAUCUAUGCGAAUCCCACUUCCAAAUUGAGGCACUUUCCAUAGCUUCACUGGAAAAGAGCUGGUGGUUGUGGUGGAGGGUGGCUGUUGCAUUCAUGGGAAUCUUAUAAAAGAUCAAUCUAAAAAGCACCCACUACCUAAAAGUUUUCUUUUUUCAGUCUACUGUGAAAGAGGCAUAUUUUAGUGGGAGAAAGACGCUUCUUUUAGAGAGAGAGAUGAAGGAGUUGUUUGGGAGUCCAGGGAGAGUGAGUGGGUUUGGACUGAGAGUAGGGCAGUUUGUGUUUGCAGCAGCUUCAAUUGGAGUCAUGGUCUCUGCCCGUGGAUUCUUCAACUCCACUGCUUUCUGCUAUUUGAUUGCAUCAAUGGGGCUUCAAGUUCUUUGGAGUUUUGGGCUUGCAUGCCUUGAUCUGCAUUCUUUGAGAUCAAAGAGAAACCUUCAGAAUCCAGUCUUAGUGAGCCUAUUUGUUGUUGGUGACUGGGUUACAUCUAUCCUUUCACUUGCAGCUGCAUGUGCAUCAGGUGGAGUUACAGUUUUGUAUUCAAGAGACUUAAAUUACUGCAAACAACCGCCCUAUUUCCCAUGCAGCAGGUUCAAAAUCUCUAUCGUUUUGGCAUUUAUCUCAUGGUCUCUCCUUGCCAUAUCUUCUCAUGUUAUGUUUUGGCUAUUGGCGAAUGUAUGACUGAAUCUACACCAGCCUCCUGCAGCCUAUUUUCUUCAUUUUACCUUGUAAAUAUUGUUACUUUUGGAACAUAUCCAGUUUUUCCUGAAAAUGGCAGAAUUAUCCCUUUCAGAUGGCAAGUUUCUGUAACCAACCUCUAAAUUUUGUUGUUUUGUUGCUAUAUUAUGUUGCAACUCCCAGUUUUAUUAGACUGAGAAAUUCAAAAAAAUUAAGAGAAAAUAUUGUUUUA
Messenger RNA from Jatropha curcas, 1109 nucleotides. Its product is annotated as CASP-like protein 5B2. The record is from RefSeq and is a predicted model, not a curated record. Gene Ontology annotation, cellular component: membrane. Lineage: Eukaryota; Viridiplantae; Streptophyta; Magnoliopsida; Malpighiales; Euphorbiaceae.